AUGAAGUGGGCCAUUAUUGUUUGUGCCAUGGUGGCACUGUCUGAGUGCCUCUUCCAGGUCCCUCUGGAGAAGGGCAAGACAGCCAGGGAGACCCUGGAGGAGCAGGGUCUGUGGGAGCAGUACAGACUUAAGUACCCAUACAACCCUAUGGUCAAGUUUGAUGACCGCUUUGCCGUGGGCAACCAGCCCAUGACCAACGAUGCUGAUCUGGCUUACUAUGGAGUCAUCUCCAUUGGAACUCCUCCUCAGUCCUUCAAGGUUGUCUUUGACACUGGCUCGUCCAACCUGUGGAUUCCCUCAGUCUACUGCAGCAGUCCAGCCUGCAACAACCAUGACAAGUUCAACCCUAGUACAAGCAGCACCUACAGACACAACGGCAGUCCUCUCAGUAUCCAAUAUGGCACCGGCAGCAUGACUGGCUUCCUCGGAUACGACACUGUGACGGUGGGUGGGCUCGCUGUGAGGAACCAGAUCUUCGGCUUGAGCCAGACUGAGGCUCCCUUCAUGCAGUACAUGCGUGCUGAUGGUAUUCUGGGUCUGGGAUACCCAAGACUGGCUGCUUCUGGUGCUACACCUGUCUUCGACAACAUGAUGAGUGAGGGCCUUGUUGACCAGGACCUCUUCUCUGUGUACCUGAGCGCUAACUCUCAGCAAGGCAGUGUGGUGACCUUCGGUGGUAUUGACUCCAGCCAGUACUCUGGCUCCAUCAGCUGGAUUCCCCUCUCCAGAGAGCUGUACUGGCAGAUCACAGUGGACAGUGUUACUGUCAAUGGUCAGGUUGUGGCUUGUUAUGGUGGUUGCCAGGCUAUCGUCGACACUGGCACUUCUCUGAUUGUCGGACCUCAGAGCAGCAUCAGCAAUAUCAACCAGCAAGUGGGAGCUACCUACAGCCAGAACGGAGACUAUACGGUCAACUGUAACAACAUUGGCCAGAUGCCCGACGUGACCUUCAACAUUAACGGACAACAAUUCACUCUCCCAGGCUCUGCCUAUGUUCGCCAAUCUCAAUACUACGGCUGCCGUUCUGGCUUUGGCGCUGGAGGAGACAGCCUGUGGAUCCUGGGUGACGUCUUCAUCCGCCAGUACUACUCCAUCUUUGACAGAACCAAUAACAGGGUCGGUCUGGCCAGGGCUAAUUAAGCAACCUGAAGUCACUUUGCCCAAGCCCUUUGAAACAAUCAUACUGUAUGUAAAGCUUAGUGUUAUAGUGGGAUUUCCCACAUGCUUGAGAUUUAAAUCUUUUCCUUGUCCUAUAAAUGAUUAGAUUCCCUCAAAUCCA
This is a messenger RNA of Centropristis striata (black sea bass), 1279 nucleotides long. RefSeq names its product pepsin A-like. Lineage: Eukaryota; Metazoa; Chordata; Actinopteri; Perciformes; Serranidae. The transcript has 9 exons. Gene Ontology annotation, biological process: proteolysis. The record is from RefSeq and is a predicted model, not a curated record. Gene Ontology annotation, molecular function: aspartic-type endopeptidase activity. The coding region runs from base 1 to 1140 and encodes 379 amino acids.